AUGUCCGGCAUUUUACAUAGAGAAGUGCCCAUGUCCCAAGAUGACGAGUCUCUUUAUGUCCGCACGCAAGAAUACACAGCCAUGCCACGGAAUCCGAUGUUCAUUAGCGCGUCGACUGGGACCUACUACGGAUUGGGCGCAGACGAUGAGAACACUGUAAUCGUCGACACGAAAAGGUUCGAUCGCGAAUCGCACGAAUUCGCAGAAGGAGACUUUGUUUGUCCUGGAUUUUUCAACCUGGUUAAUCUCGGCGGGUUUACCCGCCGCUUCAACCCUUCCCAAUGGAAUUACGAUAUGCGCCGCCAGGCCCAGUCCAUCUUUCCAUUCUUAUCUCUUGGCCCUUCGGCAUGUCUACGUGAUUUCGAUUACCUCCGCAGCCAAGGGUUCACACUUCUCCUUGCUAUUCGAAGUCGGCACUCGGCACUGGCACGUCUCGUCUCGGGCGAUAAGGCUGCAGCCGAGGUCGGUAUUAUCGCGGAUGCGAUUGAUGUCCUUGAUAACCAAGAGCUCAUUUCUGCAUUUCCACGCGCUAUCCGCCGCAUCAAUGAUCACCUCGCCGGUGUCGAUAUGGGUUCUGAUGGAGUGCUGUCGCAAAGUGAACAGCAGAAGAAGAAGGUUCUCGUUUUCUGUGAAUCUGGGAAUGAACGCUCUGCCGGUGUUGUCAUCGCCUACAUCAUGGUCAUGCUUAAUAUUGAGACUUUUGAAGCUACGCACAUGAUCCAGCAACGUCGCUUCUGUGUCUCGAUCGAGGACAAUAUGAAGCUAACUCUUGCGGCUUUCGAGUCCAUUCUUUCUGCUAAGUGUGAUGUUGAACGUGCUAAGAAAUACAUGGUUCGUGGAGGUGCGACUCUUGCGCCACCAUCGGCACCACCGAUGCUGACGAAGAAGCGAAGUUUCCAAGAUCAUAAAUACGAUGAUCUUGCUGUGGAUGAGGAUGAAAUGGAUAUGGAUAUGGACGAGGACCCUUUCUUUGAGCGAAAGCCGCAAGCACCCUUCCAAGACCGCGUGGUCUAG
This is a messenger RNA of Penicillium vulpinum, 1014 nucleotides long. Its product is annotated as dual specificity protein phosphatase family protein. Gene Ontology annotation, molecular function: F-box domain binding; protein tyrosine/serine/threonine phosphatase activity. Lineage: Eukaryota; Fungi; Ascomycota; Eurotiomycetes; Eurotiales; Aspergillaceae. Gene Ontology annotation, cellular component: cytoplasm; nucleoplasm. Gene Ontology annotation, biological process: negative regulation of protein binding; protein dephosphorylation; regulation of ERK1 and ERK2 cascade. The transcript has a single exon. The record is from RefSeq and is a predicted model, not a curated record. The coding region runs from base 1 to 1014 and encodes 337 amino acids.